Chlorella variabilis is the source of this 975-nucleotide messenger RNA. RefSeq lists its product as hypothetical. Gene Ontology annotation, cellular component: nucleus. The coding region runs from base 1 to 975 and encodes 324 amino acids. NCBI's taxonomy places the organism in Eukaryota, Viridiplantae, Chlorophyta, Trebouxiophyceae, Chlorellales, Chlorellaceae. The record is from RefSeq and is a predicted model, not a curated record. Gene Ontology annotation, molecular function: ubiquitin binding. Gene Ontology annotation, biological process: proteasome-mediated ubiquitin-dependent protein catabolic process. The transcript has 8 exons.
AUGGUAGAUCACUCCGAGGCGGUGUCCGAGUUCAUGGCAUUCACGGGAGAGGAUGAGGCCACAGCGCGAGCGAUGCUGGAGGCCACUGGCGGAAAUGUCGAGCAGGCGGUGAACCUGUACUUCGCAGCAGAGCCGGCUGGGGCUGGCGAGGCGGCCGCCCCCGAGCUGCCGCCCCUGGAGGACGACGAGGCCAUGGCCCGCCGCCUGCAGCAGGAGGCGGCGGGGCCCGCGCCGGCGGCGGGCGGGGCCGGCCCCGAGGAGGAGGCGGUGCGGGCCCCCAUGCGGCAGUGGACCGGCUACAUUGACGCGGAGCGGCUGACCGAGGAGCUGCUUCCCUUUUUGGAGCACGACAUUCACGACCCAGACGCCUCUCGCCUGGCACGCCGCUCACGCUCCUCCCGCAGAGACCUGGCCCCGCAGCAGCAGGCGCAGCAGGCGCAGCAGGCGCAGCAGGCGCAGCAGGGUCCCAGGGCGAUGGAUGAGGAUGAGGAGCUGCAGCGUGCGCUAGAGAUGAGCAUGGCUGGCGGCGGCGGCGGCGGCGCCGUGCUGGGCAGCGGCUUUCCCAGCGGCGCCGCAAGCUCCGGCUUUGGCACGGACAUUGAGGAGGAGGAAGAGGAGGUGGAGGAGGAGGCCCCGGCGGCGGCUGGCGGCGCGGCGUUGCCUGCAGCGCGCCCGGCCGCAGAGGUGCAGGCGGAGGCGGCGGCACGCCUGCCGCAGGAGCCUUCCGACGGCAGCGGCUGCAGGAUAGCGGUGCGCCUGCCAGACGGGCGCCGCGCCCAGCGCCGCUUCCCGGCCGGUACCGCUCUGGCCGCCGUCUACGACUUCUGCCUGUCGCAGAGCGAGGAGGCGGGGGGCGGGCGCAGGUUCAGCCUGUCGCAGGGGUUCCCAGGCGCGCCAGCGUUGGACGAUCAGCAGCAGACGGUGGAGGCUGCGGGCCUGAAUGGCGCCAUGCUGGUGCUCAAGUGGCAGGACUGA